Nyctereutes procyonoides (raccoon dog) is the source of this 462-nucleotide messenger RNA. It is a transcript of the gene FCAR, whose product is annotated as Fc alpha receptor. NCBI's taxonomy places the organism in Eukaryota, Metazoa, Chordata, Mammalia, Carnivora, Canidae. The record is from RefSeq and is a predicted model, not a curated record.
AUGAGGUUGAGCUCUGUGUGGCUGUGCUCACAGGACAAACCCUUCCUCUCUGCUGCCCAGAGCGCCGUGGUGAAGCUAGGGGAGAAGAUCUCAUUACAGUGAAGUUCAGCACACAUCCCACUUGAUAUAUUUUCACUGGCCAGGGAAGGAGGAGCCACCCUUUUAACUCAAAAUGGGGAACAUCAAGGCACCUUUAUUCUAGGUCCUGUGAACCAAAGCUUCUCAGGGAACUACAGGUGCUAUGAUUGGCACAGUGGCAGCCCUUAUGUGUGGUGCCCUAGUGAUGCCCUGGAGCUUGUGGUCACAGAUAUAAUGAACCAAGAUUACACGAUGGGGAAUUUGAUCUGAAUGAGUGUAGCUGGGCUGGCCAUACUGGUUGAAAAUUGGCAUAGUCAUCACGCUCCAAGCAAGGAAAACUGGCCAUAUUUUCCUGAACUGAGCCAGAGUAAACAGGAAUGUUAG